Molecule: messenger RNA, 827 nt
Organism: Sinocyclocheilus grahami
Lineage: Eukaryota; Metazoa; Chordata; Actinopteri; Cypriniformes; Cyprinidae
Gene: glipr2l
Product: GLI pathogenesis-related 2, like
Exons: 6
Coding region: 238-702 (154 amino acids)
Cellular component (GO): extracellular region
Source: RefSeq, a predicted model, not a curated record
GUGGCUUAUACAGAUGAUGUCAUCAUCACAGUCCUGACUGGAGAAUCUCCUUUGCCCUGUACAAAGUGUGAGAAAGAAAGGGAAGAAGAUGUUUCAGUGUGUGGCUACCAGAGGAUGAAAAGCUAGAUGCUACUUGGUUAAACUGGAAAAACACAAGAGAGAAGAGUGAAGCAUUGUAACUGCUGCCAGGAACUGUGACAGUGAGGGAACUGCUUCGCUUAGAGUAGUCUUCUUACCAUGGGGAAGUCAGCCUCCAGGCUUUUUUGUGAGGAGGUAAUGAAGACUCAUAAUGAGUACAGGAGAAAACAUCAAGCCCCACCUUUAAAACUCAGCAGUAAACUGAGCCGUGAAGCAGCACGAUAUGCUGAGAGCCUUGCUAGCACCAGGAUUCUAAAGCAUAGUGCCGAGUCUAGUCGAGGAAACUGUGGAGAAAAUUUAGCAUGGGCAUCUUAUGAUCAAUCAGGUAAAGAUGUGUCUGAUCGCUGGUAUAAUGAAGUGAACCAGUACAACUUCAACCAGCCAGGAUUCUCCUCUGCAACUGGUCACUUCACUGCAAUGGUGUGGAAAAGCUCAAAGGAACUUGGUGUGGGUAAAGCUGUGGCCUCAGAUGGUUCUACCUUCGUAGUGGCACGUUAUUUCCCUGCCGGCAACAUUACUAAUCAGGGCCACUUCCAGGCCAAUGUCCUGCCCCCUAAAAGCUGAUUCAAAUGUAUCUGGACACAGUGAGAAUGAAGGUAGGGAGGGGAACUGAAAGAGGAUGGGGAACAGCUGAAAUUGGAGGUUGGUUUACCUGGAGGACCAAACGCAGUGAUGGUUGGCUUUAAUAC